AUGACACGUGGAAGACAUCAACAUCUUGCACCGCCAUCGAAAGUGGCUAAAGUAAAUCGUCUGCGCUUCUUUUGUCAUAUAUUAAGGAGACCGGCAGAUCGCCUUCUUCAACGAGUUCUGGGGAGUUUGCCGGGUUCAAGCUGGAAGAAGCCACCUGGCCGAAAACGGAAGUUCUGGACUGAGGUGGUGAAAGAGGACCUGAGGACACUUGGCGUGGAUAGGCAGUUCAGGCGAGACGUAAGGUUUCGCAGAAUAUGGAACAACGACGAAUGGAUUGAUUCUGUGCAAGCUCUCGCAGAAGAUCGAGAAGGUUGGGCAGAGCUGUGUUCAAGGACGGCACACCUCGGCGAAGAUGCGGGUAAUCGCGUCAGGCGAUGA
This is a messenger RNA of Necator americanus (New World hookworm), 378 nucleotides long. RefSeq lists its product as uncharacterized. The record is from RefSeq and is a predicted model, not a curated record. Bases 1 to 378 code for a protein of 125 amino acids. Lineage: Eukaryota; Metazoa; Nematoda; Chromadorea; Rhabditida; Ancylostomatidae. The transcript has a single exon.